UUCAGCCCAGAAAAAAAAAACAAGAAACUCACAAGAAUUAGUCUAAUUAAAUAAAUCAUCAUAAGGAGGUAUGUUAAAAUCCACACCAUCUGCCAGAGUCAAUGACUGAAGUGAACAUCUCCUAUGUCAGUGAAUUCAUUCUCAAGGGGAUCACAGACCGGCCAGAACUCCAAGCCCCAUUUUUUGUGAUGUUUUUGACAAUCUAUCUGGUCACAGUUAUAGGCAACCUUGGGUUGAUUGUCAUAAUCAGGGUUGACUCUCGACUCCACACACCUAUGUACUUCUUCCUCAGUCACCUAGCCUUCGUUGACCUCUGUUACUCGUCUGCUAUCACACCAAAGAUGAUGGUGAAUUUUGUGGUAGAACGCAACACUAUUCCUUUCCACGCUUGUGCAACACAGCUGGGCUGUUUUCUUACCUUCAUGAUCACAGAGUGUUUCCUUCUGGCCUCUAUGGCCUAUGAUCGCUAUGUGGCCAUUUGCAGUCCCCUGCAUUAUUCAACACUGAUGUCAAAGAGAGUUUGCAUUCAAUUAGUGGCAGUUCCUUAUGUGUACAGCUUUCUAGUUGCCCUUUUCCAUACAAUUAUCACCUUUCGUUUAACAUAUUGUGGGCCUAAUGUAAUCAACCAUUUCUACUGUGAUGACCUUCCCCUCUUAGCUCUGUCCUGCUCAGACACACACAUGAAGGAAAUUCUCAUAUUUGCUUUUGCUGGCUUUGAUAUGAUCUGCUCUUCUUCCAUAGUUCUCACCUCCUACCUCUUUAUCAUUGCUGCCAUCCUGAGAAUCCGCUCUACCCAGGGAAGACGCAAGGCCAUCUCUACCUGUGGCUCCCACAUGGUAGCUGUUACUAUUUUUUAUGGUACACUCAUCUUCAUGUAUCUACAGCCCAAAUCCAACCAUUCCCUGGACACAGACAAAAUGGCUUCAGUGUUUUACACAGUGGUAAUCCCCAUGUUGAACCCCCUCAUCUACAGUCUUAGGAAUAAAGAGGUGAAAGACGCCUCUAAGAAGGCUUUGGAUAAAGGGUAUGAAACCUUAAAAAUAUUAAGAUUAAGUAGAUAAUGAGAUCAUAUUUCAUUAUGUAUGAACAGGAAAACAAACCAGACUCUUAAUUGUAAUUUAUUCCCAAGCAGUUGGAAAUUCCUCUCUUACUUUAACAGUCUUCUGUGAGGUUACAAAUAGAUCAUGGUAACUCAAUAUGAUAAAUC
Molecule: messenger RNA, 1207 nt
Organism: Mastomys coucha (southern multimammate mouse)
Lineage: Eukaryota; Metazoa; Chordata; Mammalia; Rodentia; Muridae
Product: olfactory receptor 1038
Exons: 2
Coding region: 102-1061 (319 amino acids)
Biological process (GO): G protein-coupled receptor signaling pathway; sensory perception of smell
Cellular component (GO): membrane
Molecular function (GO): odorant binding; olfactory receptor activity; G protein-coupled receptor activity
Source: RefSeq, a predicted model, not a curated record